AUGGCGUCUUGGCGCGAAGCCUUCGCGCUGUCGAAAACUCAGGUUCAGGAUGCCUCACCUCCUGGUACUGUCGAGAUUUUUGAUAUUGGUGAUACGGAGGGUGCGACACCCAACGCCUCGAUUGUGCUGUUCCCAAAGCCAUCCGCCGACCCUCGUGACCCCCUCAAUCUUCCUACUUGGCGCAGGGUUGCAGCUCUCUUGACUGCUUCUAUCUAUGCUUUUGUUGCCAACUAUUUAAGUUCUCUGAUGGCCCCAUCUCUGCAGAUGUGGCCUGCUCAGUUCCCGAACGACCCUCAGCCGCAGUUCCGCCUGACAAGGCUUAUCGCAGUCAACAUUCUCAUGCUCGGAGCCUCGAAUAUUUGGUGGGUGCCGCUCUCUAACUGGGCGGGACGUCGGCCUGUUUUGAUCAUUGCAACCCUCAUGAUGACGGUUUGCUCUGUCUGGGGAGCCACGGCAACCUCGUACAAUUCGCUGCUCGCUGCUCGCAUCUUCCAAGGAGCUGGAGGUGGUGCAUCUGAAACAGUCGCCCCUGCCUUGGUAGGCGACAUGUUCUUCGCCCACGAAAGAGGCCGCGCCAUGGCCGUGUACACUAUUUUCCUCGCCGCCGGCGCAACGGCUGGCGGUCUGAGUGGUGGCUACAUCGCGUUCCACUAUGGCUGGGACUCGACAUUUUGGGUCAGCGUCGGCCUCGCGGGCUUCUGUUUUCUCACGACACUGAUCUUCGUCCCCGAAUCCCUCUUUGACAGGGCCGAGCCUUCGAGCCCUGAGCUGAGCGACGAAAAGCAGAAAGGCCAGGCCAUACAUGAGGAGAGUCACGAGCUUGUUCAGCCUCUCUCGCUUGUGGCGUCGUUGGGCUUCCGUCGCCCGGUGCCCUCCAUCGGGUUCAACUACCUCAUCGAUGCGUACACUGUCGCCGCGUCAGACUGCUUCACCGUGGCCACGAUUAUCCGUUCUUGCAUCGCCUUUGCCUGGACUUUCUUUGUCUCGGACUGGGAGCACCAUAGUGGCCCGGCUGAACCUUUUGGCAUCUUUGGCAUGCUCAUGGGUCUCUUCUCCCUGACGACCAUUCCUCUGUGGCUUUAUGGCAAGAGGCUCAGAAUUGUAACAGCCCCCAUGAUCCAGAGGUGGAUGUAG
Molecule: messenger RNA, 1134 nt
Organism: Verticillium alfalfae VaMs.102
Lineage: Eukaryota; Fungi; Ascomycota; Sordariomycetes; Glomerellales; Plectosphaerellaceae
Product: major facilitator superfamily multidrug-resistance protein
Exons: 6
Coding region: 1-1134 (377 amino acids)
Biological process (GO): transmembrane transport
Molecular function (GO): transmembrane transporter activity
Source: RefSeq, a predicted model, not a curated record